AUGCCACCACACGCUACCUGCUCUCCUGAAGUGAUUGCUUCUCCAAAUGCAUUUGAUACCUCGGUGGAUGUGUCGGUGCCGGUCAACGUAGCCAACAAGAGCUACGCGUAUGUGACUCUUCUCACCAGAGACCCCUACCUUCCUGGAGUGGUGGCUUUACUUCACUCCUUGAAGAAGACCAAAGCCAAGUACCCGGUUCUCUGUGUUGUGGGAGCAGACGUAAGCAAGGAGGCCAGAGCAGAGAUCGAGAUGUUCGGAGGAAUCGUGCGAGAGUUUGACAAAUUCCUGCCGUUUCCUGAAGGGACUUCAAACAGCUACGCCAAUCCGCUGUGGAUAGACUGUUGGAUGAAACUGCAUCUUUGGGAGCUUACCGAGUACCGCAAGAUGGUUUAUCUAGACGCAGAUAUGGUGGUCAGAAGAAACAUCGAUCACUUGUUCGAGCAUCCCCAAGAAUUCCUGGCAGCUCAAGAUUGUUACAACGGAGGGGACCCCGAAGAUAAAGCGAGGGGACACUACCACGACCCUGAGAAAUGUUUCUAUUCAAGCUCGUGCCCCUCCAAGAUCAAGCCAUACUUCAAUGCUGGAUUCUUCGUCUUCACCCCCUCGCACGAAACUGCCAAUGACAUGAAGCAGAAGUCUCGCUCGAUGGAUGUUACGCAGCUUACCUUCGCUGAGCAAGACUUCAUGAACGAAUACUUCAAGGGGAAAUGGGAGGGCCACGUGCUGCCUUAUACAUACAACUGCAUCAAGUGGUUCGGGAAGUAUCACAAAAAUAGCCCUUACCACAAAGACGAGGUGCACAUCCUGCAUUAUGUCACGGAGAAGCCAUGGAAUGUGGGGCAUGUGGAUCUGCAAGAUCCCGACAACUUCGAUCAUCUAGAUCACAUCUAUGACCAGUACGAUGAUUGGAUUGAACUAUGGGAGGAAGCCAUGAAGUUCCGAGCAAGCGCUAGUGGAGCCAAUAACUGGAAGCACAUCAGCAAGGCUUCUGCUGGCAGUGUCACCAUGUUCGGCAAGGAAGAUUCAUUCAUAGUGGCCAAGCUGUGUGAGGACAGCACGAUCGAGUGGUGUUACAGGACUAUGGACGAACUCAAGCCUGUCCGUGAAAAAAACCGACAAGAGAAGUUGAAGUUGAAAGAGCAGGCUUGCAACAAUCAAACGAUUGUAGAUGCCACAAAAGAAAACUGCAAGGGUCGAAACACAGAUCAGGUCGGAACGGUUCGGACGAGAAUUCCGGUUUGCAACUAA
Guillardia theta CCMP2712 is the source of this 1248-nucleotide messenger RNA. RefSeq lists its product as hypothetical. Lineage: Eukaryota; Cryptophyceae; Pyrenomonadales; Geminigeraceae. Gene Ontology annotation, molecular function: glycosyltransferase activity. The transcript has 5 exons. The coding region runs from base 1 to 1248 and encodes 415 amino acids. The record is from RefSeq and is a predicted model, not a curated record.